AUGAGUGAAAACUCUCAAUCCGUCGAUGGAAAGCAAGUGCCCGCUGUUCAAGUCAUCGAGCUCCCUCUCCAGCGCCUGCAAUCCGAAAUCGAGAUCUUGAAAGUGAACACAAAAGACCUUCCGCAGGAGAUCAACAACCUAAGAAACAAGGUGCUCGAUAUCGAAGCCCAACUGGCACCUGCUGCCUUUUCGAAAGCCUUUUCUUCUACUAUCCAUGAUCUUACUACCAAAAGCAAGGCCGCAAUUCAUACGAAGGUGGGAAAAGUGCUAGAGAGUCAAGAGCUACGAGACAGAGUUUCCGGUCAGGUUGUCAAGCAGAUGGAAACUGAGAAGACGCAGAGAGUGCUGCAAGACUAUGCGAAGAAGGCUGUUAGUAGUCAAUCCCCAGAGGAGAUCUUCGAACGAUUGCGCUAUAUGGUGGAUGAAGUAUUCGUUGGCGUUAACAGGAAAAUCGACAAGAUUGAAAAGGAGCUCACGGCGAAGAUGGAAGUACUAAGCAAGGAGACGGCUAGGCGACGGGAGUAA
This is a messenger RNA of Alternaria arborescens, 525 nucleotides long. RefSeq lists its product as hypothetical. The coding region runs from base 1 to 525 and encodes 174 amino acids. The transcript has a single exon. The record is from RefSeq and is a predicted model, not a curated record. NCBI's taxonomy places the organism in Eukaryota, Fungi, Ascomycota, Dothideomycetes, Pleosporales, Pleosporaceae.